CACUCUGUACCAUAUAUAUGUGUAUGAGUGUACAGAUAUAUAUAUAUCAUCUGCAGACAGUUUGUGCAGCACUCUGUACCAUAAUUUAGGGUUUGUGUGAAUUAAAGAGAGGAAAUAUUUAAGAAUGUGGAGGUUAAAAAUUGCUGAGGGAGGUGAUGAUCCAUACUUGUACAGCACAAACAAUUAUGUAGGGAGGCAGAUAUGGGAGUUUGAUUCUGAAGCUGGAACUCCUGAAGAGCGAGCUGAGGUUGAAGACGCUCGCGAGAAUUUCUGCAAAACUCGGAAUCAAAUCAGGCCUUGUGGCGAUCUUCUCUGGCGAAUGCAGUUUCUGAAGGAGAAAAAUUUCAAGCAAACAAUACCACCUGUGAAGGUCGAGGAUGGUGAAGAAAUCACAUAUGAGAAGGCCACGGCUUCCUUAAGAAGGGCCGUUCACUACUUUGGGGCCUUGCAGGCCCACGAUGGUCAUUGGCCCGCUGAAAAUGGUGGCCCAUUGUUCUUCCUCCCUCCCUUGGUGAUGUGUACAUACAUCACAGGAUAUCUAGAUGUCGUCUUCCCUAAAGAGCAUUGUAAAGAAAUCCUUCGCUACUUAUACAACCAUCAGAAUGAAGAUGGUGGAUGGGGAUUACAUAUAGAGGGUCACAGCACAAUGUUCUGCACAUGUCUGAGCUACAUUUGCAUGAGAAUUCUGGGAGAAGGACCUGAAGGUGGUAAGAAUAAUGCCUGCGCAAGAGCUCGAAAAUGGAUUCAUGACCAUGGUGGUGUCACAUACAUACCUUCUUGGGGAAAGACUUGGCUUUCGAUUAUUGGUUUGUUCGAUUGGUCCGGGACGAACCCAAUGCCCCCAGAGUUCUGGCUCCUUCCUUGGUUUCUCCCAAUGCAUCCAGCAAAAAUGUGGUGUUAUUGUCGAUUGGUUUAUAUGCCAAUGUCAUAUUUAUAUGGGAAGAGAUUCGUGGGUCCGAUCACUCCGCUGAUUUUAGAAAUGAGAGAAGAACUCUACAAUAUUCAACCAUUCAACCAAAUUAACUGGAGAAAAGUUCGCCAUUUAUGUGCAAAGGAGGAUCUAUACUACCCUCAUCCAUUGAUACAAAACUUGAUGUGGGACAGCUUGUAUGUGCUUACGGAGCCUCUACUCACCCGUUGGCCGAUGAACAAGUUGAUUAGAGACCAUGCUCUUGCGGUAACAAUGAAGCACAUCCAUUAUGAAGAUGAAAACAGUCGAUAUAUAACUAUAGGAUGUGUUGAAAAGGUUCUAUGUAUGCUUGCUUGUUGGGUUGAAGAUCCAAAUGGUGAUGCCUUCAGAAAACAUCUCGCCCGGAUCCCCGAUUACUUGUGGGUUGCAGAAGAUGGAAUGAAAAUGCAGAGUUUUGGCAGCCAAGAGUGGGAUGCUGGUUUCGCCAUUCAAGCUUUGCUUGCCACCAAUCUCACCGAUGAAAUACCACAUAUACUUGAAAGAGGGCAUGACUUCAUAAAGAAAUCUCAGGUGAGAGACAAUCCUUCUGGUGACUUCAAGAGCAUGCACAGGCAUAUUUCCAAGGGAUCUUGGACUUUCUCUGACCAAGACCAUGGAUGGCAAGUUUCUGAUUGCACUGCAGAAGCUUUGAAGUGUUGUUUGCUAUUCUCAAUAAUGCCACCGGAAAUUGUUGGUGAGGAGAUGGAGCCUCACAGAUUAUAUGAUGCUGUCAAUGUUUUGCUUUCUCUUCAAAGUAAAAAUGGAGGUGUAUCAGGUUGGGAACCAGCAGGGGCUCAAGAAUGGUUAGAAUUUCUGAAUCCCACGGAGUUCUUCGCGGACAUCGUCGUUGAACACGAGUAUGUCGAGUGUACCUCAUCGGCGAUGCAAGCUUUAGUAUUGUUCAAGAAGUUGCACCCUCAGCACAGGAAGAAGGAGAUUGAAAUGUACAUUGAGAAUGCUGUCAAAUACCUGGAGAAUGUGCAAAUGCCUGAUGGUUCAUGGUAUGGGUGUUGGGGAGUUUGCUUCACAUAUGCUACAUGGUUUGCACUUCUAGGCCUAGCAGCUGCUGGUAGGAGAUACUACAAUUGUGCCGCUGUACGAAAAGGGGUUGAUUUCCUUCUUAGGACUCAAGGCGAGAAUGGCGGUUGGGGUGAGAGCUAUCUUUCAUGCCCACAAAAGAAAUACAUCCCUCUUGAAGGUGGUCGAGAGAACUUGGUACAUACGGCAUGGGCAACGUUGGGUUUGCUUCACUCUGGUCAGGCUGAAAGAGACCCGACACCUCUUCAUCGUGCUGCGAAAUUGAUAAUCAAUUCUCAAUUGGAGAAUGGUGAUUUCCCACAACAUGAAUGCACUGGUGUGUUCAUGAGGAACUGCAUGCAACACUAUGCUGCUUAUAGGAAUAUAUUUCCAUUGUGGGCAUUAGCAGAGUAUCGAAAAAGAGUCCUCUAUAAUCAAUAAUAUAUAUAUACACACACACACGUUAUGGAGACAAUUGUAAAUUAUUAUAAGUGUGAUUACUUUCUUUUUUUGGGGUGACAUUUUGGUAUUGUAUAAUUUCAUAAUUGAAAUUACUGAAAUUACAUUGUGGCUUAUAUCUUAUUUGUACAAAGGCGUGUCGUCUUAAUCUUAAUCACGUUAAAUGUGUGUCUCACUUAAUAAUAUCGUGAUUC
Molecule: messenger RNA, 2619 nt
Organism: Tripterygium wilfordii
Lineage: Eukaryota; Viridiplantae; Streptophyta; Magnoliopsida; Celastrales; Celastraceae
Product: beta-amyrin synthase-like
Exons: 15
Coding region: 125-2407 (760 amino acids)
Biological process (GO): triterpenoid biosynthetic process
Cellular component (GO): lipid droplet
Molecular function (GO): beta-amyrin synthase activity
Source: RefSeq, a predicted model, not a curated record